Messenger RNA from Halichondria panicea, 925 nucleotides. Its product is annotated as mediator of RNA polymerase II transcription subunit 4-like. Gene Ontology annotation, molecular function: transcription coregulator activity. The transcript has 8 exons. Lineage: Eukaryota; Metazoa; Porifera; Demospongiae; Suberitida; Halichondriidae. Gene Ontology annotation, biological process: regulation of transcription by RNA polymerase II. Bases 112 to 789 code for a protein of 225 amino acids. Gene Ontology annotation, cellular component: mediator complex; core mediator complex. The record is from RefSeq and is a predicted model, not a curated record.
UGCAAAUUGCAAGUUUCAAGCAUGCGCAGUGAGAUCAAGAUGUAGGACCAAACCUGUGCAGCACAAGCAACUUCUAAAAUCACUCAUCGCAAUAAUACAUAUCUACAUACAAUGGAAGAAGAAAAUGAGACUGUUAAAAUGAGACUUCAAACUGGUUUAGCUGAUUUUACUUCACUAACUAGACAACUGCUAGAAGCUGUGAUUAGAGAGGGCAAGAUAUCCGGAGAGCAAAAUGCACAAUCCGUAACCACUGUAAUUGAUAAACUCAUUGAAAGAAAUUCCGAAAUACAAGCUCUCGCAGACACAGCCAUUGAGAUGCGAUCCAAGCAAGAUGACAUUGACAGAGUGGCGGGUGAGCUGGAGGUCAAGGAGAGAGAACUCAUGAGCCUUCAAGCCAAACUGCAGGAAGCUGAGAAAAUUCUGGAAGAGACCGUGUACCGAGGUAGGCAGAAGCUAGACUCCAUAUUGACUGCCAAAAAUGGUGCAGUGAGUCCAGAGCUCCUCAUUCGCUACGCCCAUCGCAUCAGUCAAGCCAGCUCCACUGUCUCCCCUGUUGGAUGGCAACCCAAUGAUCCCCGGCGACCCUUCCCUCAGGAUAUAGAGAUGCGUAGUGGACACCUUGGGAGACUAACGUCUGGGCAGGAGGCGGUGGUAGGAUCAAAGGUCAACGACGGCAGUACUGACGUUAGUGCCAGGAUGCAGGUAACAGGCUGCAUUAGUAUGGCUGCCACAACUAUAAAGGAUGCAUUCUCAGUUCACAACUCAUACCUCAAUUUAUCAAAAAACUGAGAGACUGUUAACUCAAGACUAAAGUUGCAUCAUGACCCGAGUAGACAGUGCUAGAGUAAAGAAGUAUGCCAAGAUGGCCUACACUCGAUUCGAUAUGUGUGUCUCCACACUCUUCUCCCCGUUUGCUGGAGUGCUA